AUGGAAAAUGAAUUGUGUGAGACCCAGGUUAUUUAUAAAACGCAUUCCAAAAGGACCGAAUUUCCUGAUGAGAUUCUGAAACAGAUAGGAAAAACAUCAUACUACUGUGAUAUCUGUAAAAAUGGUAACUUAACUACUCAUAAACACGUUCAUACGGAAGAGAAACUGUAUCACUGUGAUAUCUGUGGUAAAUCUUUCUCUACAGGCGAGUUAACUUCUCACAAACAUACUCACACAGGAGGUAAACCAUACCUCUGUGAUAUCUGUGAUAAGUCAUUUUCUGGGAAAGGUGGUUUAACUCGACACAAACUCAUCCAUAUGGAAGAGAAGCAGUGCUAA
Messenger RNA from Octopus sinensis (East Asian common octopus), 339 nucleotides. Its product is annotated as zinc finger protein 708-like. The transcript is spliced from 3 exons. Gene Ontology annotation, cellular component: nucleus. The record is from RefSeq and is a predicted model, not a curated record. NCBI's taxonomy places the organism in Eukaryota, Metazoa, Mollusca, Cephalopoda, Octopoda, Octopodidae. Bases 1 to 339 code for a protein of 112 amino acids.